This is a messenger RNA of Eucalyptus grandis, 919 nucleotides long. RefSeq lists its product as uncharacterized. The transcript has 4 exons. The coding region runs from base 304 to 624 and encodes 106 amino acids. The record is from RefSeq and is a predicted model, not a curated record. NCBI's taxonomy places the organism in Eukaryota, Viridiplantae, Streptophyta, Magnoliopsida, Myrtales, Myrtaceae.
CUUAGCCAAGAAUGAAGGGGCAAAAGAAGGUAUGAUUUGAACAAUUGGGACAUUGACUUAAAACACUCAGCCAAGAAUGAAGGGGCAAGAGAAGGUGACGAUUUGAACAAUUGGGACAUUGACCAAGGCUGCUUGCUUCAAAACAUGACAAACUUGAGAUUGCUGUUAAAAGGUGUGAGAUUGAGAUUGGUUAUCCAGAUGAGGAGGACCCAAUUUUGUCGAGAAUCAAGGGGAGAGGCUGCUUGAAGCAGAAGAUGACAUUGAUGAGAUCAUUCACUCGUGCAUUUCUCAUUGCCAAAAGUGAUGGAGGGCCUUUUCAACCUUGCAAGGACACUUUUCAGAAUUGAGAUUGAGGCUGCUGAUGGACUAGCACGGGUCUGGAACAAUGAUGUUAGAUUCUACCGUGUGAAAGAUUCUACCGAAAUCCAAUUGCAUACUAAUAUCAUGAUCCGUUUUCUUGACCAUCUGAGAAAAGGGAGGAAACUGGACAAGUGUGGUUGUUGGUUGAAGGCAUGUGCUCUCUUGAGAUGGUGCAAAUGCAAGAUUACCAAUUGCUAUCAUAGUGUGCAAUCAAACACCAGCUUUGCAGAACAAGCCGGCUCUUAUGACGUUCAAAGAGGUUGAAGUUGUUUUUCAUGAAUUUGGGCAUGCGCUUCAGCACAUGCUAACUGAACAAGACGAAGGCCUUGUUGCUGGCUAUAGAGGAAUAGAGGACGAUGCUGGGGAACUCCCCUCUCUUUUUAUGGGAAACUGGUCUUUUCACAGGUAAUUUUGUCUAGUAGUACUCUUAUAGAGCUUUAGAACUAAUUGACGUGCCAUCGUGGUUAUGCAUAUGCUGUGGAUAACAGCAGAUGAUCGCUUCAUGAAGCAUUAUGCGAUGUGUGUUGUACGGCUUUUCUACUGUCUCUAGAUCUAAAAG